Molecule: messenger RNA, 2552 nt
Organism: Callithrix jacchus (white-tufted-ear marmoset)
Lineage: Eukaryota; Metazoa; Chordata; Mammalia; Primates; Cebidae
Gene: ANKZF1
Product: ankyrin repeat and zinc finger peptidyl tRNA hydrolase 1
Biological process (GO): ERAD pathway
Molecular function (GO): protein binding
Source: RefSeq, a predicted model, not a curated record
GCUCUACGUGGGGCGGGGCUCAGGUGCGGACGACACUGGUUGUCCUCUUUGCUGCUCCGUAGUGACGGGGACUGUUGUGUUGCAGAAAUCCGACUAUCGACCUGUGGACGUGCGUGCUGCUCAGCUCCCGGGACUUUUGGAGCUGCUGCUAAAUAAUUUCUGCUCAGCCAUGUCACCAGCUCCAGAUGCAGCCCCGGCUCCUGCUUCCAUCUCCCUGUUUGACCUCAGCGCGGAUGCUCCGGUUCUUCAGGGCCUGAGCCUGGCGAGCCAUGCGCCCGGUGAGGCUCUGGCUCGUGCUCCGCGUUCUUCCUGUCCAGGCUCAGGGGAGAGAGAAAGCCCAGAAAGAAAGCAACUCCAGGGUCCUAUGGAUAUUUCAGAGAAGUUAUUUUGUUCAACAUGUGACCAGACCUUCCAGAACCACCAAGAACAGAGGGAACAUUAUAAGCUUGACUGGCAUCGGUUUAACCUAAAGCAGCGUCUCAAGGACAAGCCUCUCCUGUCUGCCCUGGACUUUGAAAAGCAGAGCUCCACAGGAGAUCUUUCCAGCAUCUCAGGAUCAGAAGACUCAGACUCAGCCAGUGAGGAGGACUUACAGACGCUGGAUCAGGAGAGGGCUAGAUUUGAGAAGCCCAACCGACCCCAAGGCUUUUACCCUCAUCGGGUUCUUUUCCAGAAUGCCCAGGGCCAGUUUCUUUAUGCCUACCGCUGUGUCCUAGGCCCUCAUCAGGAUCCCCCAGAAGAGGCAGAACUCCUGCUACAGAACCUGCAAAAUAGAGGUCCCAGAGACUGCGUGGUGCUCAUGGCUGCAGCUGGGCACUUUGCUGGUGCCAUAUUUCAAGGAAGAGAAGUGGUGACACACAAAACCUUUCACCGAUACACAGUGCGAGCCAAGCGGGGCACAGCCCAGGGGCUUCGGGAUGCCCGGGGUGGGGCAUCACGCUCUGCUGGAGCCAACCUGAGGCGCUACAAUGAAGCCACACUCUAUAAGGAUGUUCGUGACCUGCUGGCAGGGCCAGGCUGGGCUAAGGCGCUGGAGGAGGCUGAUACAAUACUGUUGCAUGCUCCCCGCUCUGGCCGGUCCUUGUUCUUUGGAGGCAAGGGGGCACCCCUGCAAAGGGGGGAUCCCCGACUUUGGGAUAUACCUCUCGCCACCCGCAGACCCACCUUUCAAGAGCUACAGCGUGUGCUCCAAAAGCUGACCACUUUGCAUGUCUAUGAAGAAGACCCUCGGGAAGUGGUCAGACUGCAUUCACCUCAGACACACUGGAAAACAGUAAGAGAGGAGAGGAAGAAGCCUACUGAGGAAGCAAUAAAGAUCUGCAGUGAUGAAAAGGAAGCACUUGGGCAGAAUGAGGAAUCUCCCAAACAGGGUUCAGAGUCGGAGGGAGAAGAUGGUUUCCAGGUAGAGUUGGAGCUAGUGGAGUUGACUGUGGGGACUCUGCAUCUUUGUGAGUCUGAAGUAUUCCCCAAGCGAAGGAGGAGAAAAAGGAAUAAGAAGGGGAAAAGCCAGGACCAGGAGGCUGGGGCACAUAUUACUCUUCUCCAGCAACCUCAAGAGGAGCCUUCUGCACAGUCAUCCCAGGCAGCUGCUGCCCCCUUGGGCCCUUUGCUGAAUGAGGCCAAAGCCCCUGGUCAGCCAGCGCUCUGGGAUAUGCUGCUUGCUGCUUGCCGAGCUGGAGAUGUUGGAGUGCUGAAGCUCCAGCUGGCUCCCAGCCCUAGAGACCCUGGAGUUCUGUCUCUGCUCAGUGCCCCCUUGGGCUCUGGUGGCUCUACUCUCCUGCAUGCAGCAGCUGCAGCUGGAAGAGGCUCAGUAGUUCGUCUGCUGCUGGAAGCAGGUGCCGACCCCACUGUGCAGGACUCUCGGGCCCGGCCACCUUAUACCGUCGCGGCUGACAAAUCAACACGUAAUGAGUUCCGAAGGUUCGUGGAGAAGAAUCCAGAUGCCUAUGAUUACAACAAAGCUCAGGUGCCAGGACCAUUGACACCAGAAAUGGAGGCACGGCAGGCUACACGGAAAAGGGAGCAGAAGGCAGCCCGGCGGCAACGGGAGGAACAGCAGCGGAGGCAGCAGGAGCAGGAGGAGCGGGAACGAGAAGAGCAGCGGCGAUUUACCGCCCUCAGUGACCGAGAGAAGAGAGCUCUAGCCGCAGAGCGCCGACUCGCUGCUCAGUUGGGAGCCCCUACCCCUUCAAUCCCUGACUCUGCAAUCGUCAAUGCUCGACGCUGCUGGAGUUGUGGGGCAUCCCUCCAAGGCCUCACUCCCUUUCACUACUUCGACUUCUCUUUCUGCUCCACACAUUGCCUCCAGGAUCAUCGCUGUCAGGCAGGGAGGCCCUCUUCUUGAUCUCUUACAGCUCUACCUGGGGCCAACUCAGGGCCCUGAGAGGGCAUAUUCACAGCAGCUCUAGGUUUUUUCUUCCCCAUGAAACCAGAGAUUAUUUGGAAGAUGGAGGUGAAGGACACUUGGGAACCAGGGCAAAGACAGGGCCACAGAGGUAUGUGGAACUGGUACUGUCUCUGGAACUUUAAUCACAAUAAAAUUUGGCAAGGAA